Molecule: messenger RNA, 1431 nt
Organism: Acytostelium subglobosum LB1
Lineage: Eukaryota; Evosea; Eumycetozoa; Acytosteliales; Acytosteliaceae
Exons: 1
Source: RefSeq, a predicted model, not a curated record
AAGGUACCCAUCCCGGUUGGGUCACUGCCCAACUCCCUCCAAUACCUAAAGUUGGGAACAACCUACAAUCAACCAAUCCUUCCGGGUGUGCUGCCCAACAGCCUCAUCUAUCUAAAGUUUGGUCACUUCUUUGAUCAAAGCAUUGCCGUAGACUCCCUCCCUACAUCUUUAACCACCCUGAGGUUUGGCUAUGAGUUCGACAAACGACUUCCCCUUGGAUCACUACCUCAAAGCAUCACCUUACUGUCAUUUGGCAACUAUAACCAUCCAAUCGAGCCUGGUUUUCUACCUAUCUCGCUCACAUCCCUUAAGUUUACCAACUUGUUUAAUCAAUUGAUUGAAGUUGACACUCUACCAACCUCGCUUACAGAGUUGUCAUUAAGUGAUUGUUUCAAUCAAUCUAUCGUUCCAGGUUCCCUACCUCGAUCACUCAAAACUCUCCUCUUUGGUAAACAUUUCAACAUGCCACUCAAUCCAGGCGAUCUGCCAGACUCCCUGAUCACCCUGGACCUCGGGGAGACGUAUGAUCAACGCCCAUCACGCAACGUCUUCCCAAAGUCACUCACAAGAUUGGCAUGGCUACGUAAGAGAUCAAUGAAGACUACCGACUUGCCACCGUCCAUCACCAGCCUCGCCCUGGGAAGGAAGCCCAACCAGCCCUCCACAUACCCUCCCGCAUUGGUGGAGCUCACAUUCAAUCUUAACUUUGACAUCAUCAUCGAAUCACUGCCAUCCACUUUGACCAAGUUGACACUUGGUGGAAACUUUGAUCGUUUCAUUCAACGAUUCUCACUUCCAAAAUCAUUGAUCACGAUCAACUUUGGUCCAUACUUUUCCAAACCGCUUAUAGAAGGUAUGUUACCGGAUGGAGUGAGGGAGAUUAACUUUGGAAGAUAUUUCAAUCGUCCUUUGAUCAAUCUACCAUCAUCACUACAACAUCUUUCCACUGGCAUUGAUUUCAAUCAAACAAUCAUUGAGUUGCCACAUGGUUUGAAGUCAUUACACUUCCAUUACUUACCAGUAACCGAUGGUAAAUGUGUGUUGGCGAUGUCCAAGUCCCCUCCAACAGUGGACACCGUUACCAUGCACAUUCACUACUUCCAGUCCAUUGUGAAUGUACCCGCUCUACCAAUGAACACAAGGACUUUGAAUGUGUUUGUUGAGGUCAGAUACUCUCACAAGACGGUGGAUCUCAGAGCAGCGGGUAUUCGGUCCAUCACCAGAGUGAUGUCGAGCGAGCCAACCAUCAUGGAUUACAAGAUCACAUUUCAUCGUAUGUUGCUUCAUCAGGAGACAGUCAAGAAGAUCGCGGUCACACUCAGAGCACGAAGAAUGGACAAUCAUUGCAUAUUGGUGGUGGUCAUUGAUGUUUGUCCAAAGAAUUCCAAAGGACUAAUUAUUCGCACGAUUGAUAUAAGAGAUGAGUUGAUU